Messenger RNA from Fukomys damarensis (Damara mole-rat), 1557 nucleotides. It is a transcript of the gene Slc25a47, whose product is annotated as solute carrier family 25 member 47. The record is from RefSeq and is a predicted model, not a curated record. Gene Ontology annotation, molecular function: transmembrane transporter activity. The coding region runs from base 502 to 1464 and encodes 320 amino acids. Gene Ontology annotation, biological process: transmembrane transport. The transcript has 6 exons. Lineage: Eukaryota; Metazoa; Chordata; Mammalia; Rodentia; Bathyergidae. Gene Ontology annotation, cellular component: mitochondrion.
GAGCUGGGCAGCAGCGGGGCUCAGGGCUCCCCAGCGGGGGGCCAGGGCAGAGAGGAGAGGGCAGGCUGCUGGAGCCUGGCAGGGACAUGGCCGGAGGCAGGGAUGGAGGUGGGGUGGCCUGGGAGGGGGACAGCACCUGAGAGGUCAGGGCCCCCGGGACCUGGCCCUGCCCAGGGUUGCUGGGCUGAGUCCUCGACCCUCGGUUCUCCAGCUUGGCUCCUUGUGGAGGCCCAGCUGGGAGGGUCUGCCCCUGGGGACAGGCGAGGGCAGCCCCGCUCCUCCCACUGCCCCCUGUGGCUGCGGAGCUGUUUUGAGCCUGCUCUUGUGACACCACAGGGGAGGCCUGGCAACUUCUGGGAACAGCACCCACGUAGAGCCCAGGGCUGACCUGUGCCCCAGGGCUGGCUGCGUCCCCAGUCCGGGGAGGAGGUCCCAGGGCCAGGAAAGGCUCUGUCAGGAAGGCUUGGGUUGAAGGGUUCACUCUGUGCCUGACUCUGGGUGAUGGGGCAGACUUGGGCCUUGUCCUUCAGGCACUCUAACUCUGGAGGUGUCUGCGGCGUGGCUGUGGGCUACCCCCUGGACACAGUGAAGGUCAGGAUCCAGACAGAGCCCAGGUACACCGGCCUCUGGCACUGCAUCUGGGACACGUACCGCCGGGAGCGGGUGUGGGGUUUCUACCGUGGCCUCUCGCUGCCUGUGUGCACCGUGUCACUGGUCUCCUCCGUGUCCUUCGGCACCUACCGCCAUUGCCUGGCACACACCUGUCGCUUCCGGUACGGCAGCGCGGACGCCAAGCCCGCCAAGGCAGACAUCACGCUGUCGGGAUGUGCCUCUGGUCUCGUCCGCGUGUUCCUGACCUCGCCCACUGAGGUGGCCAAGGUGCGCCUGCAGACGCAGACGCAGAAGCAGACGCAGACGCAGACGCAGAUGAGGCGCCCCUCGGCUUCGUGGCCUGCAGCCGCCCCUCCUGUGUGUCCUGGGCCCCCUGCGUGCACUGAUCCUGGGCCCAAGUACCGCGGGCCUCUACACUGCCUGGUUACAGUGGCCCGUGAGGAGGGGUUCCGGGGCCUCUACAAGGGCAGCUCCGCCCUGCUCCUGCGGGACGUCCACUCCUUCGCCACCUACUUCCUCUCCUAUGCCAUCCUCUGCGAGUGGCUCACAGCCCCCGGCCACAGCCAGCCAGAUGUGGCGGGCGUGCUGGUGGCCGGUGGCUGUGCAGGGGUCCUGGCCUGGGCCGUGGCCACCCCCAUGGACGUGAUCAAGUCACGCCUGCAGGCAGACGGGAGGGGCCCGCGCCGCUACCGGGGCCUCCUGCACUGUGUGGUGAGCAGCGUGCGCGAGGAGGGCCUGAGGGUGCUGUUCAAGGGGCUGGCGCUCAACUGCUGCCGCGCCUUCCCUGUCAACAUGGUGGUCUUCGUGGCCUACGAGGCUGUGCUGCGGCUCAGCAGGGGUCUGUGCACCUAGGAGCUGAUGUCGCUGCUCCCUCCGAAGGCGCAGCCAGGCAGCUGGGCCAACUCUCCCCAGCCAGGGGUGGCUAGGCCCUCAGGAAGGCAUGGC